Vespula vulgaris is the source of this 3839-nucleotide messenger RNA. RefSeq names its product WASH complex subunit 4 (gene SWIP). The record is from RefSeq and is a predicted model, not a curated record. The transcript is spliced from 2 exons. Gene Ontology annotation, biological process: endosome organization; endosomal transport. Gene Ontology annotation, cellular component: endosome; WASH complex. The coding region runs from base 442 to 3684 and encodes 1080 amino acids. Lineage: Eukaryota; Metazoa; Arthropoda; Insecta; Hymenoptera; Vespidae.
UAUACCUGAUUGAUUUAACAAUUGAUUCGAUUACACCUUACGAAAUCGAAAAAUAUCGAUCACGUAAUUGGCCAGUAAGAAUUCCGAAUUUGAAAGUUUUAUAUUGGCACCUGUUGAAAUUUCAUAUUAAAACUACGUUAUGUUUAUAUUUUGUUAAGAGCUAUUUAAUAUUUAACCAAACAAACUUAACAAAUUAUUUAAGUCUAGUAAGAUAAAAAAAAACUACAGUAAUCUAAUAUUUGCCUUUUUGUCUUUUAGAAUUCUACAUUUUUACCAUAAAAUACACGUAUUUCUAAUAACGUGCAUUCUUUACGAGUGAAGUGGUUGAUUAAUCAAAGUUAAUAUUACGUUGGUUAUACUGUUUGCGGUAAUGUGUCAAAAUCGUGUUGUUGUUUAUAUAUAUACAUUUGAAAGGAAAAAUUAAUUAUUUUAUAUCUAACGAUGAUUGAAUCAUCAUCGUGGAACUCCCAAAAGGAUGAAACUAUAUACAAAGCUGCCGGUUCCAUGCUAUUACGAAAGUAUGGACAAUUUUUUGACACUUUGGCAGAUAGAUUUUGGCUAAAUGAUUCAACCUUGGAAUAUUUUAUGGAAGGUCCUAUACGACUUGUCUAUCAGACAGUCGAAGAUAUCAGUAUUAUAUCUUUGGUAGAAAUGGAGAGUAAAGAUUUAUCCAAGCUGCUUGGUGCUGUUGCAGGAACAUGUAGAGAAAUAAGACUGCUAAAGAAAGAAGCUAAUACUUUUUAUGCUAAGCUCUUUGCACACAGUGAUAAAAGUAUGGACGACGAUCUAAAAAACAUUGGUAGCCUUUUAUCCGAUCUCCAAUGUCUAUCGACUUUUGUAAAUAGAAUAAUGACAGUUUUACAAUUGACCACACAGCAGUUGCUCAGUUUAGCUGGAGGAUCUCAUGAAAUAUAUUUGCCUGCUUUGAUAGAACAUUUCAUAGACUUAUUUAUAAUUCUUGUAAUACUGGACGAAGUUAUCGACGCACAACCGUCGAUAUUAAAUUAUUGGAAAAAGUACAGGAUGAAUAUACGCUCUGUUAUGCAUAGUCCAGCACAAUUUGGAAUACCGGAAGCUAAACUUCAUAUGCUUGAUAAAUUAUUAACAGAUUGGCAGGAACAGUUAUUGAAAAAAACUGUGUUUUCUAAAGCAGUCGAAUAUGUAAUGGAUGUAAAUAAAGGUCCAAUUAUGAACGAUCAAAUUGUUAAUUAUUUGAAAAACUUGAUGUCAGACAUAGAAAGCAAAUCUAAUGACAAUGCUGCAUUAAAUAAAAAUUGGAUUAGAGCUAAUGUUGGUAUCGUUGUAGUAACAAAAUUAUUUGGAACUUGUGAUAAGAAGUUAGUCAAGCGGAUAUCAGAAGCCAACAAAAAGUUUUAUGCUGUAACAUUAAUCGGAAAUGUCAUUUGGAUACCCAGUAAAUUUUUAAACGAAUUUUUACCAAAGGAAGUUGGGAGUGUUGUUAGUUCACAAAUAGGUGAAAAACUUCUUUUAAACAGAACACAAAAAUUGGCAGUUACUGUAAAUGUUUUGAUAAAUAAAGCUAUGAUGUGGUGCUUAGAGAUGCAGAGCAUUUUAAUGAAAGGUAGUCUUCAGAUUUCUGAUAUAGGACAUAAGCGUAUAUUACUUACAGAUAUAAUUACAUUAUUAGCACAAAUUAAGGAAAUUAUAUCUUUUAUAACGAAUCUGCAUGCUAAUCUUGUAAAACCAAUGAAUCGAAACACAGUUCAGCAUAUUUGUAAACUUAUAGAAAUACAAAAAUCUCUCCAAACAUGGUUCUAUAUAUUGGGUCCAGUUGUAGUGCAAUCACAAGAUCAAGUAUUACAAUAUCUUAGUUAUUAUAUUUUAGCUAUACUUGUAACAGCCCGGAAAGGUUUAAUUCAGAAAGAUAGAGGCUAUAGUAAAGAAAGACUCGAUGCGCUAUCAUUAAUAGGACUAAGUAUGCGCCUAAUAAGCGGACCUGCUAGUGCAGACAGAAGAUUGAUAGUCCGAUGUGCUCUUGCGUGUGCCAGUCAGUUGACUGAAACUUUCAAAGAUGAGGAUAUAGUAAAGCUUAAAUUUUUAUUAGACAAUUAUGAUGUCUUUGCAGAACUUUAUGAUAAUGUCGACGAUCUCUGUGAUUAUUCGGUACUAUUGCAUCAUCAAAAUAUAAUACCCGCAUAUUUUACUUCUAUAAUUGAAAAAAAUAUCAACAUCGGUCACUUAGUUCACUUUUUUGGUGCAUUUAAUAAUGUUCUCGAUCAACAAGAAUUGUCUGACAUGAAUGAACAACACGUUAAAGAUUUAAAAGAAAUAUUACUGAAAACUGUACUAGAACCAGCUUGCCGUGAGAUUGAAACAAGCCUACGACUUCAUGUACAUGCGCACUUGAAAUUAGAUUCCAGUAAUCCCUUUGAGGUGGGUGCCAAAGAUGGUGGAAGAAUAGUCCAUUCAUUGCCUUUACCUUUAGCUAAUACAAUGAUAUAUGCUAAAAGAUUUAUUGAACAUUAUCUGGACGAUAUGUUUUAUAAUCUUACCACGGUAGCAUUGCAUGAUUGGAAAACAUAUAGAACGAUGCACGCUCUGGCUAAUUACAAAUUAAAUCUUGAUACUGUACACAAUCAUUUACCGACACAAACUUUGGAGCAAGGUUUGGAUGCUCUGGAAAUUAUGAGAAAUAUACAUGUCUUUGUAUCCAAAUAUCUAUACAAUUUGAAUACACAAACAUUCAUAGAACAUACAAGUAACAAUAAGCAUUUAAAUACCAUUGGAAUUCGUCACAUAGCUAAUUCAAUUAGAACUCAUGGAACUGGUAUUAUGAGUACUACUGUAAAUUUUGUGUAUCAAUUUCUUCGUGUUAAAUUGCACACAUUUUCACAGUUUAUGUUUGACGAACAUAUAAAAUCUAGAUUAAUGCGAGAUAUAAGAUUUAUUAAAUCACAACGUGAAAGUGGAGCAAUACCUUAUACAUACGAAAGAGCAGAAAAAUUUCAGAAAGGAAUAAGGAAACUGGGAAUGACUCCUGAUGGAUUGAGUUAUUUGGAUCAAUUUCGUCAAUUGAUAACUCACAUUGGAAAUGCCCUUGGAUAUGUACGAUUAAUUAGAUCUGGUGGAUUACAUGCAAGCUCAAAUGCUGUAUCAUUUCUACCAGAUAUUCAUUUAAACAUGUCGUUUGAAACUAUGUGUAAAAAUUUAAAUUAUAAUGAAACAACGCAAGCUGCUGCCAAACGUUUAGAGGAUGAUAUUGGAAAUUUAGUUCAUAACUUUACAGAAGGCAUACAUUAUUUUAAAUUACUGGUUGAUGUAUUUGCAUCUGCUUUUCGAGAUCCCAAAUCACAUCAUUUACAGAAAUUCUAUGCUAUAGUACCGCCUUUAACAUUAAGUUUUGUUGAUAAUUCGGUAUCAAAUAAAGAAAAGAUGUUUAAAAGAAACCAAACUGGUGGAGCUUUUACGGAUGACGGUUUUGCGAUGGGAGUAGCAUAUAUAAAUGCUCUUCUCGAUCAAAGUGCGGAAUUAGAUGCAUUACAUUGGUUCGAAACGGUUGAAAAUCAUAUCAAUGCAGAAAAUAAAGAUGAUCAUGGAGAUGAAAAGUUGCAACAAACCAGGGCACUAACUUUAAAACGCUUAGGAGAAAGAAGUGCAGAAUUUCGAUUACUAUAUUACAGUCUUUCUGGGGCAAGAGUGUUCUUUAAACAACCAGAUUCAUAGUAAUUCUGUAUGAAUGAAAGACCUGAAAUAUUUAUAAAAUCGAUUUUACUCAGUUCCCUUUAAAAGAAGAUAAGAUAAUCUUAAGUUCUGAUUGUUAAGUUUAACUCUCUUUCAUAUUUUAUAUAUUUAGUUAAAUAAAACCAUAUAUGCAAUCA